AUGUUAACUAUCCUUCCUUUCCCCUCCAAUAGAAAUUCCCAAGAAACCAAUCCCACGUCGGUACAAUCUAGUAUUGGCGAUUCUAACAUCAAGAAUAAUAUGCCACAAAAUAAAAAUCGAAAUAAAAUUACUGUCAAAAAACAACAACAGCUGAAAAAACUUGAAGAACUCGCUAAUAAAUAUAGUGAACGAAAUCAAAAAUAUAAAGGUGAGCUCAAAAACAAUACAAGAAAAUCUGUGGAUAAAAGCCAAAUACCGAUUCCAAAAAAGACAAUGUUUACGCAACAACAAGAACCCGAGUGUGAUACUAAUUCGGUACUAGAAAAAGUUGCCAAGGAUGAAAUGAAAGUUGACAAAACCAAAAUAAAUGUAAUAAAAACGUCACGAAAACCCCUUAAGGAAAAGAAGGUUAUUGAAAUAAAAGUAAAUAAAAAAGAAAUAAAAAAAUAUGAAACUAGAAAUGAUACCAAACUUAAAUUGAUGAAAGAAACGAGCAUGAGUUUGGACAGUCUCGAGGAUUCCCAACCUAUUACUGACAUAGACAAGAACCGCCAAUCUAUAGGGAUAAAUACUGAAUUUGUAUGUCCGUGUGUUCCUUGUGUAAUAUAUGAUAAUACAGAUCCAAAACCAAGAAAAUCAAAAAAUACUAACAAAAUUGUAAGUCAAACAGAAACUGAUGCACAAAAAUUGGAAGAACCAAAAGUUCAACUACUGUACCAAAAUCUCACUAUGGUAAGUUCAUGUGACAUUGGCGCCAAACAUAAAAAUGAAGAAAAUGUCUCACGACAAGGAGAUGACGACAUCAUUAUCAAUAAUUUUGAGAAUACUUCUAAUACCGAAUCAAUAUCUAAUGUAUUAGGAAAUAAAUCUGAAAGCAGUAAGGGAGUUAACGUCAUAAGGAGUGAUUAUGACGUUAACUCCCUUGAAAAUAAAUUGAGUGAGGGUGUACCUGAUUUAUUAACUGAACACAUUGAAGAGAAUUAUGAACACGACAUCAGCAAUGAUUACUGUAAUGAAGAUCAUAAUAAAUAUGAAGAUUACGAUGGCAACAACGAAGUACAAGAUAUUUUGUGUCGACAUGGUAGUGGUGAUACUUAUACAAAAUUUUCAGACAAUUCUGCUAAUUUAGAAGAGUUUAUUAAUAUGACAGAUAAAAUGAUGAGUAGCCAUUAUGCGGAAGAUAAAUUCUUGGAAAAAGAGGUUGAAACACUUCAUACCCCGAGAACAAAUUCACUCGAUGCUAUUAAAGACACCAGUUCUGAAAAUAACAAUCCUCUUUUAUUAGAACCGUCAAAGCCCAGUUUUUCGGACACCCUUGAAAUUUUGAAAACAGAUCUAAAGGUACUGAUGGAAGGAGCUGGUGGAGACGUUAUCAUAACUCCACAAGAACCCAACAAAGGAGAAAUUCCUAAACCUAAUACAAAUGUUUGUGACAUGGAACAUAUUACUGUGUAUCAACUGAAUGUCUUUGAAGAAAAGAAAGCAAAAGAGAAUCCACUUAAAAAUGUAUCCUCCGAGUUCAAACUGCCAUCUAUAUCCGAGACGAAUAGACCGCACCGUAAAGUUAGUUGUAAUAAACUCAGAAUGCAAAAACUUUACAAGCCGCAUAAAAAAUACACAAUGCUUGGUGAACAAAAUCGAGCCAAUACAGAAUAUCAAACAUUUAUAGUUAAAGAUAACGCUGACGACAAUAGCGAUGGACAUUCGAUAACAUCUGAGGCCCCACCUCUCAAACUUCCACGUAUAGAAAAUAAGAGGUUAGGAUAUGAUAAUCCAUUUCCUAAAUUUCAUUUUAUUCCUUGA
Diatraea saccharalis (sugarcane borer) is the source of this 1803-nucleotide messenger RNA. The record is from the annotation of a GenBank genome assembly. Lineage: Eukaryota; Metazoa; Arthropoda; Insecta; Lepidoptera; Crambidae.